UCCUUCUUUCCUUCCUUCUCUCUAUCUAUAAAUGUCAAACGGGAAAGUCUUAAAUGCAUCAGUACAGCAUUAAGCCAGUUGCCGAUAGUUAAUCGAUAGAAACAUCGAGAGAUCGAGAGAGAUCGAGAGAGAGAGAGAGAGCGGUGAUGGCUGGGUUGCAGAGAUCUGAAGUCUCGUUCAGAAGGCAAGGCUCUUCAGGGCUGGUGUGGGACGACCGAUUCAUACAAGCGGAGCUGAGGCGGAAAGAUGAGCUUGAUGCCCAGGAAAAGGCCGCCCUCGGAGACGAUCCCAAUAACACCAAGCCUUCGUCGACGCCAGCCAGGGCCAGCGCUCCUCCUCCCAUCGAGACCCUGAACCGGAGCCGAUCCGACAACGGCGCCGGGGGGCGAGGGUACCGGAGCGGGAAGGUGUCCCAGGCGAUCGAGCCGCCGUCGCCGAAGGUGUCUGCAUGUGGGUUUUGCGGCGCCUUCGGGAAGCAACCCAAGAAUCGCAAAACCAAUCCCGGGAAGCGCAGAUCGAGAUAGGACCGGGCCCCGUGUGUAGUGCCCGGUUCUCUGCUGGUGACUGGUCAUGGUGUAUCUGCUUCAGGAGGUGAAUUUUUUUUCUCUUUUCUUUAUUGAUAGAAAUAUAGGAUUUUCGUCAUAUAUGAGAUAAGAUUUAGCUGAUAAAUAGUGUGGUCUAUGUCUCAAUAAACUGAGAUUUGUGGGAGUUUUGGGAACAAGAAGUGGGAAAGUUUGGUACUUUGCUUCUUUUGUGUUUUUGUCCACCCCCUGUUCUUUCUUAUGAGCUCAAUAUGCUGUUCUUCCUUUUGGGGUUGGAUUUAGAUUCUAGAGAAGCUCUGUUCAUGUGAUGGCCUUUACUUAUGCGAUCGUGUCUGUAUAUCUGUCUCGAAUUUAUGUGAAUUUCAUCUUUGUACAAA
Rhodamnia argentea is the source of this 919-nucleotide messenger RNA. RefSeq lists its product as uncharacterized. The transcript has a single exon. The coding region runs from base 147 to 524 and encodes 125 amino acids. The record is from RefSeq and is a predicted model, not a curated record. NCBI's taxonomy places the organism in Eukaryota, Viridiplantae, Streptophyta, Magnoliopsida, Myrtales, Myrtaceae.